Molecule: messenger RNA, 327 nt
Organism: Necator americanus (New World hookworm)
Lineage: Eukaryota; Metazoa; Nematoda; Chromadorea; Rhabditida; Ancylostomatidae
Exons: 2
Coding region: 1-327 (108 amino acids)
Source: RefSeq, a predicted model, not a curated record
AUGAAAGAUCGCCCCGUCAUCAGCAUCGAAAAUUACACCAUGUACUGCGGCGAUGCUGAUGGGAACAAAGACGCUGCAAAGGAAACGUUCUCCAUUCAAAUGCCGCGGAAGAAGUUUGCCUUUUCAUCUGCGGAAACAAUAUCCACGCACAAUUCUCUAUGCGUCGCCCGCAGCACUGGCGAUUUCAACCACAAAAAGUGUCUUAGAACGGAGUUGCGUCGUCAACUGCAACAAGACCGCAAUAACGAGUGGACGUCGAGAGCGAAGGAGUUUGAAAUGGCGUGGGAAGACAAGAACCUGCGGCAAGCCUAUGCUUUAUUAAAGUAG